Messenger RNA from Lepisosteus oculatus (spotted gar), 2448 nucleotides. NCBI's taxonomy places the organism in Eukaryota, Metazoa, Chordata, Actinopteri, Semionotiformes, Lepisosteidae. The record is from RefSeq and is a predicted model, not a curated record.
AGGAUGUUUACUGUAGCCCGGCUCACUAUGGAGACAUUGUCCUCCUGCAGCUUAGAAACCUGUAGACAAAGACCUUUAUCAAUGAUUAAUUCUCUCUCGCCUCAGCUUGGUUUACUCAGUACUGGUCUCCUGGCUGCACACAGGUAGCUCUGGUAAACAGAACUAGAACACUGUUUGCACUAAACCCCGCUGAACUCUGAGCAGCCUGCCAGCCAUUCUGGGUUUGCUUUGAGCUGGUGGUAGAUUCUUGGUCGAUCGAAAGGAAGGCGGGUCUCUUUCCCUGCUUAUCUCCCAGCUCCCAGCAGUGGCACCGGCACCAGGGGGGAAGCCCUGGGCCUCAGCUUCACGAGAGAAGGACAUGGAGACUGUGGCUGUGGCUCAUUCAGGACAGACCCCUGCCCAUGUAAACUGCAGCCUGCUUGUGAAAGCAUUGACGUGCCAUACAGAGAGUGGCGCUUGUUUUUAAGCAGAAGCCCUCCACAGUGCUGUUUGCCUUUGAAGAAUGACAGCAGUACAAGGAACAGUAACAAACACCUGUCCUUGCAGGGGUGGUUCCACACAGCAGUAUUACGACCUGGGGUCGGUGAAAAGCAACAUGAGCAUAAACGACCAGAGAAUUCCUACACCAACACAAGUCAGACUUGCUGCCCCACAGCUCUGCCCCGUGUGUCUCCUGUCCCCCCAGCGCAGUGUGAGCGAGAAGCAGAUUAAGGUGCCGUUCCCAGCUGAGCAUCCCUACCAGUCCCACAUCUCCCGGCUGGCCGUGUUUCCCAGUUUCUCCUCUCCGGAUGACCCGGACACAGGGGUCCGAGCUGCCUCCCAGCUGCCCCUCGGCCCCCACAUCCCAGCAAGCAACCAUGACGUCACGGUGCUCAGCAAAACCAAGGGAGGUCCGUACCGCUUUGAACGAACUGAAAUUCCCACCGACUCAGAGAAGAGAGCACUACACUGGCCUGGUCAAUAUGGCUACUAUAAUUUCCCCAAAUCAGCAGAGGGAUUCGUCCAGGUUUUUUACCCCAAACCUCCCAAGACCGUGGCCCCAAACCCAGGCCUGAGGCCCUGGGACACCACCCUCUCGGAGAAGACAGCCAACACGCUGAGGAACCUGGAGAGAUCCUACUGGCUCACCUCCUACCAGCUCCACUACACAGGAAGCGGGCCCAUGAAUCCAGUGCAGCUGGAUGACUACCACGCAAGGGUCAUCGCAGCUGUUUCUGGGGAGCUCACGCCAUGUUCACCACGACUGAGAGAGUGGUCCCAUCCCGCCUUUUCUCCUCCCUGCCCACUUGAAGGCCGCUAUGCCAGGAUACGCCAAGGUCGGCGCCCUCUGGCAUCGCCACUUCCUGGCCUUCAGUCAGGCCGGCCCUGCGCCCCGAACCUGCCUGCGCCCCAGGACCAGCACAAAGGUCACCGGGCCUACACCCCCAACCCGCCUGCGUCACAGGACCAGCACGAGGGUCACUGGGCCUGCGCCCCCGACCCGCCUGCGUCACAGGACCAGCACGAGGGUCACUGGGCCUGCGCCCCCGACCCCCCUGCGCCCCAGGACCAGCACGAGUGUGACGGGAGAGCUGCUUUCUUGCGGCCACACGGGGGCGCCAGUCCCUGUGAGGCCUGUGGCUGUGGAAGCCCAGCUUCAUGCCUUCAGGAGCAAGAGCCCGGAAGAGACAGCGGUGAUCCUGGGGGACCGCUGGCGGAAACUGGAAUAACGGGAAAGAUAACGGACACGGCCCAGGCCCUGGCCCUUCACGCCCGGCAGCUCGUACCCCCCCUCCCCGGGCAGGAGGGACCUGCAGAGGCCCCCAGGGACCUGCGUUAUGAGGACUUGCCAGGCAGCAGGAAACAGGAUUAUAAAGCUGGGAAUAAUCCGUUCAGUCUCAGCCGCCCCCAGCCCCAGCCCACAGAGCCCCCCGGCGCGGCCCCCGAGCACGACCGCGGCGGCUGGGACACACCGCUCGGCGCUUCCCGUCUCCUGCUUGGGCCCGGCGGGAGAGCCGCGCCUGGCACCCUGUGGCCGAGCCACGGCCCGGCCCGCCCCCGGGCUGGACUCCUGGAGCUGCAGGGCUCCUUCAGCAGGUACGAAGCCCACAGGAGGCUCCACGCCUCCAUCGCUGGGAGCCCUGUGGACCUGCGGGACAGCGUGUGUACCGGCAGGAGGCACCGGUUCUUCGGCUUUAAUUCUUACUAUUUCCACAACUGACACGUGUCCACAGUCGCCAAGAGUGUUUCUGAGAGGCGCCAUCGCAAUGGGAUUGAAGGGUGUGACUUUGACGUCUCCUGGUGAUGUAGAUCCCACUGAGGAAGCCCACCACAGCCUCCAGCACAGCAGGGCAGGCAUAAGCGCUGCUACGGCUCUGAAUUCUCGUGAUGUAACUUCUACCACUUGCAAGACCUUGGCAAGCUCACGGUCGCUGGGACCAAAAGAAUAAACGUCUGAAUAAAAAAAAA